AUGAACUUUGACGUAGAGAUGGCCAUUUUUGGAGAAGCAGCUCCCUACCUGCGGAAGCCAGAGAAAGGGAGAAUGUAGGCUCAGAAUCGCCCUUUGGAUUCUAAGAAAGCCUGCUUUGCACUGGAUGAUAAAGAAUUUUAUGUGAAAGGUAUGAUCCAGAGUAGGGAAAAUGACCAAGUCACAGUCAAGACCCUCGAUGACUGGACACUCACUCUGAACAGUGACCAGGUGUUCCCCAUGAACCCUCCCAAAUUCGACAAAAUUGAGGACAUGGCCAUGAUGACCCACCUGCACGAGCCGGCGGUGCUGUACAACCUCAAAGAGCGCUACGCAGCCUGGAUGAUCUACACCUACUCAGGCCUCUUCUGGGUCACCAUCAACCCCUACAAGUGGCUGCCAGUGUACAACCCCUAGGUGGUGGCUGCCUACAGAGGCAAAAAGCGCCAGGAGGCCCCACCCCACAUCUUCUCUGUCUCCGACAACACCUAUCAAUUCAUGCUGACUGAUCGAGACAACCAGUCCAUCCUUAUCACUGGAGAAUCGGGGGCUGGGAAGAUGGUGAACGCCAAGCGUAUUAUCCAGUACUUUGCGACAAUCACAGUUACUGGAGACAAGAAGAAGCCACAGCCAGGCAAAAUGCAGGGGACCCUGGAGAAUCAGAUCAUCCAAGCCCUGCUGGAGGCCUUUGGAAACGCCAAGACCAUGAGGAAUGACAACUCCCCAAGAUUUAAUGCCAUUGACAUCCUUGGCUUCAGCUCAGAGGAGAAAGUUGGGAUCUACAAACUGACUGGAGCUGUGAUGCAUUAUGAGAAGUUCAAGCAGAAACAGCGUGAGGAGCAGGCAGGGCCGGACGGCAUUGAGGUGGCUGACAAAGCUGGAUACUUAAUGGGUCUGAACUCUGCAGAAAUGCUGAAAGGCCUGUGCUGUCCGAGGGUGAAGGUGGGGAAUGAAUAUGUCACUAAAGGACAAAAUGUCCAACAGGUGACCAACACAGUGGGCGCUCUGGCCAAAGCCGUCUACAAGAAGAUGUUCCUGUGGAUGGUCGCCCACAACAACCAGCAGCUGGACACCAAGCAGCCCAGGCAGUACUUCAUCGGGGUCUUGGACAUCGCUGGCUUUGAGAUCUUCGAUUUCAACAGCCUGGAGCAGCUGUGCAUCAACUUCACCAACGAGAAACUGCAACAGUUUUUCAACCACCACAUGUUCGUGCUGGAGCAGGAGGAGUACAAGAAGAAAGGCACUGAGUGGACAUUCACCGACUUCAGGAUGGACCUGGCUGCCUGCAUCGAGCUCAUCGAGAAGCCUAUGGGCAUCUUCUCCAUUCUGGAAGAGGAGUGCAUGUUCCCCAAGGCCACAGACACCUCCUUCAAGAGCAAGCUGUAUGACCAGCACCUGGGCAAGUCUGCCAACUUCCAGAAGCCCAAGGUGGUCAAGGGCAGGGCUGAGGCCCACUUCUCCCUGAUCCACUACGCGGGCAUUGUGGACUACAACAUCACGGGCUGGCUGGGCAAGAACAAGGACCCUCUGAACGAGACCAUGGUCGGGCUGUACCAGAAGUCUUGGCUGAAGCUGCUGUCCUUCCUUUUGUCCAACUACGCUGGUGCAGAAGCAGUGACAGAGUCAAGAGCCACGGACAAAGCAAAGACCAAUAUCGCCCUGGGCACUGUCUCCCCAGGCGUGAUGGACCACCACUUGGUCCUGCACCAGCCGCGCUGUAACAGGGUCCUGGAGGGCAUCCGGAUCUGCAGGAACGGCUUCCCUAGCCGGAUCCUCUAUGCUGACUUCAAAGAGCGAACUGACCAACGGCGCUGUCUCCUCAUGUACUGGAUCCUCAAUGCCAGGGCCGUCCCGGAAGGGCAGUUUAUCGACAGCAAAAAUGCUGCUGAGAAGCUUCUGAACUCCUUCGAUGUGGACCGGGAGCAGCACAGGUUUGGCCACACCAAGGUGUUUUUCAAAGCUGGGCUCCUGGGACUUUUGGAGGAGAUGAGAGACAAGAAGCUGGUGACCCUGAUGACACGCACGCAGGCCGUGGGCCGAGGGUACCUGAUGCACAUGGAGUUCAAGAAGAUGAUAAAGAGGAGGGACUCCAUCUUCUGCAUCCAGUACAACAUCCGCUCGUUCAUGAACGUCAAGCAUUGGCCCUGGAUGAACCUGUUCUUCAAAAUCAAGCCCCUGCUAAAGAGUGCAGAGGCUGAGAGGGAGAUGGCCACCGUGAAGGAGGACUUCGAGAGGGUCAAGGAGGAACUGGUUAGAUCUGAGGCUCGCCAGAAGGAGUUGGAGGAGAAAAUGGUGUUCCUGUUGCAGGAAAAGAAUGACCUCCAGUUGCAGGUCCAGUCUGAAACAGAAAACCUGAUGGAUGCAGAGGAGCAAUGUGAGGGGCUCAUCAAAAGCAAGAUUCAACUGGAGGCCAAAGUCAAGGAGCUGAAUGAGAGACUGGAAGAGGAGGAGGAAAUAAACUCUGAACUGGUUGCCAGGAAGAGGAAUCUGGAAGAUAAAUGCUCUUCUCUCAGAAGAGACAUUGACGACCUGGAACUGACCCUAACGAAAGCAGAAAAAGGGAAGCAUGUCACAGAGAACAAGGUAAAGAAUCUCUCUGACGAAAUGACAGCACUUGAAGGAAACAUUUCCAAAUUGACCAAAGAGAAGAAAUCUCUGCAGGAAGCCCGUCAGCAAACACUGGACGAUCUUCAGGCUGAAGAAGAUGAAGUCAACGGUCUAAUCAAAUUCAAUGUCAAGCUGGAGCAGCAACUGGAUGACCUUGAGGGCUGCUUGGAGCAGGAGAAGAAACUGGGGGCUGACCUCAAAAGAAUGAAGAGGAAGCUGGAAGGAGACCUGAAAAUGUCCCAGGAAUCCAUUAUGGAUCUGAAAAAUGACAAGCAGCAAGUGGAGGAGAAACUGAAGGAGCAGGAGUUUGAAAUCAAUCCAUUACAAACCAAAAUUGACGAAGAACAAGUUCACAGUUUGCAGUUGCAAAAGAAGAUAAAAGAACUGCAGGCCCACACAGAAGAGCUGGAGGAAGAGACUGAAGCAGAGCAUACACUCAGAGCCGAGAUUGAGAAGCAGCGUGGGGACUUGGCCCAGGAACUGGAGGAGAUCAGUGAGUGGCUGGAAGAAGCCAGUGGGGCGACCACAGCCCAGAUUGAGAUGAACAAGAAGCGGGAGGCCGAGUUCCAGAAAAUGCGCAGGGACCUGGAGGAGGCCACCCUGCAGCAUGAAGCCACGGCGGCCACGCUGAGGAAGAAGCACGCGGACAGUGUGGCCGAGCUCGGGGAGCAGACUGACAACCUGCAGAGGGUCAAGCAGAAGCUGGAGAAGGAGAAGAGCGAGAUGAAGAUGGAGAUCGACGACCUGGCCAGCAACAUGGAGACUGUCUCCAAGUCAAAGAGUAGCAUAGAAAGAAUGUGCUGGACUGUGGAAGAUCAAUUUAAUGAAAUCAAAGCCAAAGAUGAGCAACAGACACAGUUAAUCUAUGAUCUGAACAUGCAGAAGGUGAGACUGCAGACCCAAAAUGGUAAGGAUGGGGAGCUGAGCCACCAAGUGGAAGAGAAGGCGUCUCUGAUUUCACAGCUAACUAAAGGCAAGCAGGCCCUCACCCAGCAGCUGGAGGAGCUUAAGAGGCAACUGGAAGGAGAAACCAAGGCCAAGAACACCCUGGCGCACGCCCUGCAGUCCUCCCGCCAUGACUGUGACCUGCUGCGGGAACAGUACGAGGAGGAGCAGGAAGCCAAGGCCGAGCUACAGAGGGUGCUGUCCAAGGCCAACAGCGAGGGCCAGUGGAGGACCAAAUACGAGACGGACGCCACCCAGCACACAGUGGAGCUGGAGGAGGCCAAGAAAAAACUGGCCCAGAGGCUCCAGGAAGCAGAGGAGAGCACAGAGGCGAGCUCCCAGUGCACUUCCUUGGAGAAAACCAAGCAGAGGCUUCAGGAGGAGGUGGACGACCUGAUGCCGGAUUUGCAGCGAACCAGCACAGCCUGUGCCAUCCUGGACAAGAAGCAGAGGGGCCACGAUAAGGUCUUACACUUGGUGCGGGAGCUGGAAAAUGAGCUAGAUGCUGAGCAGAAGAGAGGAGCCGAGGCUCUGAAGGGGGCCCACAAAUACGAGCGAAGAGUCAAGGAAAUGACUUACCAGGCUGACGAGGAUCGCAAGAAUAUCCUCUGGCUCCAGGACCUGGGGGAAGAGCUGCAGGCCAAAGUGAAGGCUUACAGGAGGCAGGCUGAGGAGGCCAUGAGUAUGGGGGAGGAGCAGGCCAGCGCGCAACUGUCCAAGUGCCGCAGGCUCCAGCAUGGGCUGGAGGAGGCUGAGGAGAGCGCAGAUGUUGCUGAGUCCCAGGUCCACACGCUAAGGGCCAAGAGCCGAGAUGCAGGAGCCCAGGUGAGACAGGGACUAAGUGGCACCGGGGGAGCCUGGAGCCUGCCUGCUGGCUUCUCUUCCUUGUUGCCGGCCUCCUUUCCAUCUCAUCAACAGCCCACCCCAUGUGCCUUUGACUCAGCGGGGCUUGAAGCAGUGAUGGUAGCAGGAAAUGAUUCUGAGUUCAGGCGACCUCAGAUAUCUGACAUUACCAUCACCCCCAUCUUCACCAUCAUCACCAUCACAACCAUUCUUGCCACCAUUACCAUCAUCACCAUCACAACCAUCUUCACCACCACAGCCAUCCUUACCACCAUCAACACCAUCACCAUCACAACCAUCCUCACCACCAACACCAUCGUCACCAUCAUCACCAUCUUCACUAUUACAACCAUCUUCACUACCAACACCAUCCUCACCACCAUCACCAUCUUCACCACCACAGCCAUCCUCACCACCACCAACACCAUCACCAUCACAACCAUCCUCACCACCAACACCAUCUUCACUAUCACAACCAUCCUCACCACUACCAUCACCAUCUUCACCAUCACAACCAUCCUCACCACCAACACCAUCAACAUCUUCACCAUCACAACCAUCAUCACCAUCAUCACCAUCUUCACCAUCAUGACCACCCUCACCACCAUCACAAUCAUCACCAUCAUCACCAUCAUCACCAUCUUCACCAUCACAACCAUCCUCACCACCAUCACCAUCCUCACCAUCACAACCAUCCUACCACCAUCAUCACCAUCUUCACCAUGGUCACCACUACCAACAACAUCAUCAUUGCUCAACUUUAGGACUGAAAGAACCUAUUAA
This is a messenger RNA of Manis pentadactyla (Chinese pangolin), 5175 nucleotides long. RefSeq names its product myosin-13-like. Gene Ontology annotation, molecular function: ATP binding; actin filament binding; cytoskeletal motor activity. Gene Ontology annotation, cellular component: myosin complex. NCBI's taxonomy places the organism in Eukaryota, Metazoa, Chordata, Mammalia, Pholidota, Manidae. The record is from RefSeq and is a predicted model, not a curated record.